AUACUAAACACCGCGAAGAAAUACAACGUCAGCUUUGCGGCCAUUAAACUCGACAGGAGAGUGAAGUUGGCCCUACCAAUAUGGUACCACCUUGGGGCCACGAAACACCUACGCCGACUAAAUAACAACCCGUCAGGGGCCUGCCUACGAGACACACACGGAGUCACCUACGUGGCAGACCUGCUCAAACUAACCAGGAGGCCAUGCCUCCUAGCAGCACUGACAAUGUCGAACGAUUUCGUCCCACGAGACUGCACCUGCCAAGCCUGCGAAGACGACAGGGCCGCAGGAUGCCGAGCCCCGACACGAUGCUGCAAAGCGGCCGUAACCCUCCUAGACCAAGUGCGCCCCAAGUGGAACCCCGAACUGGACCGAACACCGGACGGCCUAACCCUCACGAAGAGACGUAUGUCGGCCAACAAGAGAGCGCGACAGGAGAAAGGCCCCACCACCUUCAACCCAUCAAUCACGGAACGAGGAGAGGUCGACGAAGCUUUCAGAGUCUUCGUA
Rhodofomes roseus is the source of this 510-nucleotide messenger RNA. RefSeq lists its product as uncharacterized. The annotation marks the transcript as partial. The record is from RefSeq and is a predicted model, not a curated record. NCBI's taxonomy places the organism in Eukaryota, Fungi, Basidiomycota, Agaricomycetes, Polyporales, Fomitopsidaceae. The transcript has a single exon.